Xylona heveae TC161 is the source of this 948-nucleotide messenger RNA. RefSeq names its product putative meiotic recombination protein Ski8/Rec14. Bases 1 to 948 code for a protein of 315 amino acids. Gene Ontology annotation, cellular component: Cdc73/Paf1 complex. Gene Ontology annotation, molecular function: protein binding. The record is from RefSeq and is a predicted model, not a curated record. Lineage: Eukaryota; Fungi; Ascomycota; Xylonomycetes; Xylonales; Xylonaceae. The transcript is spliced from 7 exons.
AUGUCUAAGCAAUACCUGACCACACAUACCAUCGACGAAGCACAUCCUACCGAUAUCUUUUCACUGGCAGUCACAUCGAAUAAUGUCAUUUCCGCAUCAGGAGCUUCUUCGCUGAAAGUCCACGCUACCGCAGAUGGCGACUAUGCACUCACGCAAUCUCUCGACGGAGCACACAAGCUAGGAUGCCACCACGUCGUUACGAGCAAAAACGGACAGCGGGCCGCGAGUGUAGGCUUUGGCGGAGAAGUCAAGAUAUGGGCCGCGCAAGCUAGUGAAGGUCAAGAAGGACACUGGGCUCUGGAGGGUGACAUUGAAGAUCAAAACAAGGCCGGCGAGUUAUGGGCGAUCGCGCUGUCUGAGGAUGGCCAGUAUCUAGCCAGCACGACAUACGAUGGACGAAUAAAUGUCUGGGAGACGUCGGGAAAUCGGGAGAAAAUUAGACAGUACGAGACAAAAGGCAGCUUUGGCAUGAGCAUUGAUCUGUCGCUCGAUGGCAGAUUUACUGCCUCAGGCCAUGAGAAUGGCAGUGUUUACAUUUUUGACAAUGAUACCGGGCGAAUCCUCCACUCAUUGCCAAGUCUCGUGAAGCCUGUUCGAGCAGUUGCGUUCUCGCCUGGAGGAAAAUUACUCGCGGCGGCAGGAGACUCGAAGAUUAUCGCGCUCUACGAUGUCGCAUCGGGAGAGCAAGUGGCGAACUUAACUGGACAUGCGGCAUGGAUUUUUUCUCUCGACUGGAGUUACACGGGAGAAUAUCUCCUUAGUGGAGCGUUUGACGGAAAAGUCAAAGUGUGGUCAAUCGACAUUCGCGACUGCGUGGCGACGCAUACCGAGACAGACAAGACCAUAUGGAGUGUGAAAUGGCUGCCCAAAACAGGCAGAAGUGAAGGAUUUGUGACAGCGGGCGCGAACAAACGAAUCUCAUUCUAUAGAGAAGCCACGGGAGGAUGA